CUCCACGCCACGUCGGUGAUGAGCCUGGGCCAGCGCCGGGGGCAGUGGAGGCUGCCCCGUCCCCCCAGCGUGGCCGGCCCUGAGCCCGGGCAGGAGCCACAGCCCCGAGAGCUGCGGGCUCGGGCCCCAGCUGUGCUUGGAGCUGUACAUUGUGCCCUGCCCAGCACAGGGGCCUGGGAUGGGGAGCAGAGGGGCUGUACUCGGGCACCAGGGCUGGGCCCCCCAUGUAGUGGGAGGGGGUCUGAGCCCCCUGUGCCAAGGAAGGGGGGCAGGGGGUCUCUGCGCAGGCACUGAUCUUGCUCUCCCCAGAUGUCCAAGGCUGCUCCCAAGGCCGCCCCCGCGGCCCCCAAGGCCGCCCCUCCAGCAGCCAAGCCGGCUCCAAAGAAGGGGGCCAUGGCACCCCCCCCGGGGUUCAGCCUCGACAUCAACGACCCGCAGGUGCAGAACGCGGCCAUCCGCAUCCAGGCGUCCUACCGUGGACACAGGUCCCGCAAGGAGCUCAGGGAGAAGGGGCCGCCGCGAGUGCUGGAGGGGCUGAAGGACACGGUGCUGAUCGAGGGCAGCGCGGCCAAGCUGUCCUGCCGCAUCAGCGCCUUCCCCGACCCCUUCAUCCGCUGGUCCAAGGACGGGGUGGAGCUGAAAGACGGCCCCAAGCACCGCUACAUCUUCGAGGACCCCGACAUCGUGGCUCUGGUGGUGCGGGACGGUGGCCUGGCCGACCUGGGCCGCUACACCGUCUCCGUCAAGAACCCCUUUGGGGAGUGCUUCGACUCCGCGCGCAUCCUCGUCGAGGUGCCCGCCAAAAUUGAGAAGGGGCCGGAGAGCACCAAGGCCAAGGUGGGCUCCAAGGUCAUGCUGACGGCGCUCAUCAGCGGGCAGCCGGAGCCCGACGUGGGCUGGGCCAAGGACGGCCAGGACAUCGAGGAGGACGACCGGUGA
This is a messenger RNA of Gavialis gangeticus (Gharial), 939 nucleotides long. It is a transcript of the gene SPEGNB, whose product is annotated as CAVP-target protein. Gene Ontology annotation, molecular function: protein binding. The record is from RefSeq and is a predicted model, not a curated record. Lineage: Eukaryota; Metazoa; Chordata; Crocodylia; Gavialidae. The transcript is spliced from 3 exons. Gene Ontology annotation, biological process: cell-cell adhesion; axon guidance. Bases 310 to 939 code for a protein of 209 amino acids. Gene Ontology annotation, cellular component: plasma membrane; axon.